AUAUGGAAAAGGAAGUUGACUGGAAAAAUUUCCACAACAAAACUACCCAAUAUCAUUUAAAGAAAUCAACGUCAUUCUGUUGAUAUUCUUCAAGUGAUAGACAACAAUGUAAUUGGUAAGGGUUGCGGCAGUAAUAACUAGUUCACCCCUUCAUUCAACAGUGUAAAUUAUUUUUGCAGUGAUAAACAGAAUAAGAUCCAGGAUGAUUACUUUGAGAACAAGAUCCUUCUUCUUUGCAUUGUUCAUCUCGGUGAAUGUGUGUGCGGAUAAGAUUUUCCUCACGGACCUCACAGACAGCGCCAUUUAUGUAGGCGACAACAACGGACCGAACUUCUUCUCAUCUUCCUUCCGAAAGCUGCCUGUUUCUGGGGUUGAGGACCCAGUUGGUGUGGAUUAUGAUUACAGGAAUGAAAUGGUCUACUGGACGGAUGAGGGUAGGGGGAUAAUUAGUAGGGCUAAACUCGAUGGCUCAAUGCAGGAAGUAUUGGUUGAUGAUUUCGAAGGAGUUGGAUAUCCUGAAGGACUAGUAUUGGAUUUGGAGGAUGAACGGAUGAUUUGGACGGACACCUUGCUUGAGAAGAUCGAAAGUGCAAACCUUGAUGGCUCAUCGAGGAAAACUAUCAUCAACACCGGUCUUAACCUCCCAUGGAGUAUCACGCUUUCAUACAAGAGAAGGAUGCUGUAUUGGACUGAGCAUGGAGAUGACGAGUACAUCAAUUCAAAAAUUGAAAUGGCCACCAAGUAUGGUUUGAACCGUCGUACGCUUGUCUCAACUAGAAUCAAGCAACCCAACGGCGUGGCUUUAGACGGCCAAGAACAGCGCCUCUAUUGGACAGAAGGAUUUUAUGACGUCAUAGAAUCGAUAGAUCUCGACAACUUAGAUCGUCAGGUGCAUGUUUACGCAGAAUCCGGUGAUAUAUUUGUUUGGGGGAUAUCCCUCUACUUCGAUUCAAUCUACUUUACUGAAUGGGGGUCCUCGAUGCUUUAUGAAGUUGAACCUGGGGAAGAAGAAAUACGGACCGUGAGCGUUCAUGCAUUACCUGUUCAUGUAAAAGUCUAUGCAGAUCUUACCUGUCCUCAUCCGACCGAGUGCCAAGGUCACAGUACGUGUGAGUUGAUCGGAUAUGAGACGCCAUCCUGUACCUGCUUGCCUGGGUAUACUGGGCCAACGUGUAAUGAUGAAAUCACAUGUCCUCUACCUUCUAAUGUGAAUCCCGAUACCACUUUUGAGGACCCCAGUCCAAUAUACUAUAACGGCCAAACUCUGAUUGAAGUCUGUGAUAACGACAACGAUAGAAGAACGCACGUCUGCAAUGGGUUCACGGGUGAUUGGUAUACAACUACAUCGAUCGACUGUACCAAGUCUAGUUCUGGACUACCACAAGGAGCGGUGAUUGGCAUCUCAUGUGGUUUUGCUGUCCUCGCCGUUUUAUUCUUGGCAGUGUGUUGGAGAGCAUAUGCAAGCUCUCGUAGGACGAUCCCAACUACAUCGCAGAACCCCAUUCCUACAGCAAGCUACCCGGGCUCUAGUACCCAGGUCCAGGGGAUGCCAACGGUGAUAGUGGCUCCACCAGGAGCCGUUGGAGGGGCGCCUAUGGCCCCUCCCGUUCCACAAAAAGGUCAGAUCCCAAGUGGACAGUUGGCCCCUGUCGAAAUGCCACCUCCAGGCUACGAGUUUGUAGUAUAUAGUGGAAGUAAUAAUUAGCCUACCAAACACGUAACAAUUUAUUUAAAAGGACCCCCUAAAUUCCCGAAAUAUCUGGUCUAGUUUACCCGACCAAUCAAUAAUUUUGCUAUAGUUUUCCCAAAACAUCGGAUAAACUGGACCCGGCCUUCCAGGAUUUUGGGGUACCCUUUUCCCGAAUCACUGGCGGAUCCAGGGGGGGGGUCAAAUCUGGGCCGUGCCCCCCCCCCCCUUUGAGAGGCACACUUGAAAUUUGUAACGUAAAAAUGACAUUAAAAUAGAAAUGUGCCUUUCCCCCCUUGAAAGUGAAGACAAUUUUUUUUUGUGGACGAAAUGUCAUUAUUUUUUGGUUGAAAACCUUUUUUUUUUCCUUGUCAAAUUUUUUUCUCGGUAAAAUGUGCCCCCCCCCCUUGGAAAAUCCCUAACCCCCUUGUCUCGAAUAGUCGGGUAAAUCGGACCCGACUUUUUUUGGAAUUGAAAAACUCUUUUUCUGGAAUGGACGUUUUUCGCGAUUACCCGACCCGACGACCUGAUGUGAUGACACAAGCCUUCUUGAAUCUUUUCUGGGUCUCGAUGCGAAAACUCUUUAAUGCUUUGAAGAACGAUGCCUCUGAGGCUCCAAUAUAUAUGAUUAAAAAAUAUAAAAAGAAGCUAUAUUAUAAAAGAAAAAUACCUAAUAUAAAAAUGUUCAGCAUCCGAAAAUAAAGGUGGAUUACAGUGAGUGUGUGUGUGAGAGAGAGAGGGUAAGUGAGGUGGUGUAUGUUUGUGUAUACAUGUAUGUUUGCGGGUGUGGGUGAACGUAUGUGUGUGAGAGAAAGAGAUUUCAGUCAGUCAGUCAGUUUCCAAAUUUUGUUAAUAGCUUUCCAUGCCAUUUAUAGGGGUACUCCAGGCUGAAAAUCUAAAUGAAUAGAGUAAAAUAAAAAUAAAAACAGAAUGGAGAAAAUUCCAUCAAAAUCUGAUUACAAAUAAAGAAGCUAUCGAAUUUUAGAGUUAAGCAAUAUUUUGUGAAAACAGUUACAUGCACGUCGUCAUGAAUAUUCAUUAGCUGAGCUGAUAAUGUCCUAUCCCCACUUUUCCCUUUUCUUAUGUUAUUACAUUGAACUCAUAAUGGGUAUGAAAUAAUUCCGUUAUAAUAUAAAAAGUUGCAACAAUGUAUAUCUAAUGCAGUUUUCAAUCUAAUACUAUAAAUUCUUAUAUACAUGUAGAGAACAAAAUUCGAAUGAAAUAAAUUUCAUAUAAUAAUAUACAAAAUAACAAGAGGGAAUUGAAAUCAUAAUCAUAAGUUUUCUCAUAAAGACAUACAUAAAACUGUUUCACAGAAGUACUGCAAAUCUUUAAAAUGUCAUAGUUUUGCUAUUCCUUGUCUGAUUUUGAUCACAUUUUCAGUGUUUUGUUUGUCAGUUUUUGUUUCUCAGUUCAAAUGAAGGUAUUUUCAGCCUCGAUUACCCCUUUAAUGUUCUGUCACUCAUGAAUGUGGCUUAUUUCCCUUUAUCAACAAUUAUUAACCAAAAAUUAUAGAUAUGUACUUAAUCUGAAGAAAUAAAACCGAAAGGAUAUAACAUUUUGUAAAUCAUCAAUGUACUGCUCUCGUAUGACGUAGGAUUGUAACGCUUCUCUGAAGUUCCCGUACCAUGUGGGUUGUAAAUAUUGCCAUAUCAUUACCAUCAAAGGAUUUCCUAUAACCCUAAUUGUUCGUGGACAAAAUUAUGUCUGUGUUUCAUAUGAUAUUAUGUGUAUCGAAAUUAUAUAAAGGCUUAUAUAAGGAUUUAGCAAGAGAAGAUGGAAUGGAGGGGGGGGGGUAAUAACAAACAUAAGUUGCUGUUGCAUUGUUGCCAGAAAGUAUUUGCUUCCCGUAGAUUUCCGUGGUUCUAUCCUCCCUCAUGUAUAAAGACGUUGUAUGCUAAAUUCCUUAUGUUUCUUUGGUUCUAUAACAAUUGCUCCGCCGACAAUUGCUACACAAUAUACGACAACUGCUCCGCCGACAAGUGCUCCGGACAGUUGCUCCGUCGACACUUGCUCCGCCGAUAUUUGCUCCGUCGACACUUGCUCCGUCGACACUUGCUCCGCCGAUAUUUGCUCCGUCGACACUUGCUCCGUCGACACUUGCUCCGCCGAUAUUUGAUCCGCCGAUAUUUGCUCCGUCGACAUCUGCUCCGCCGAAAAUUGCUCCGCCGGCAAUUGCUCCGCCGAUAUCUGCUCCGAUCAUACGACAAUUGCUCCGCGACAAUCGCUCCGCCAAAAAUUGCUCCGCCGAAAAUUGAUCCCAUUAUACGACAAUUGCUUCGCCGAUAUUUACCCCGCCGACAUCUGCUCCGAUUAUACGACAAUUGCAUGAACAUCUUAUAUCUCCAAGUUGGUCUAUGUCAAACGAUAAUAAAUUCAUCCUGAUACAAA
Molecule: messenger RNA, 4078 nt
Organism: Lytechinus pictus (painted urchin)
Lineage: Eukaryota; Metazoa; Echinodermata; Echinoidea; Temnopleuroida; Toxopneustidae
Product: low-density lipoprotein receptor-related protein 6-like
Exons: 10
Coding region: 203-1705 (500 amino acids)
Source: RefSeq, a predicted model, not a curated record